Molecule: messenger RNA, 4204 nt
Organism: Danaus plexippus (monarch butterfly)
Lineage: Eukaryota; Metazoa; Arthropoda; Insecta; Lepidoptera; Nymphalidae
Gene: SMC5
Product: structural maintenance of chromosomes protein 5
Exons: 20
Coding region: 93-3221 (1042 amino acids)
Biological process (GO): double-strand break repair via homologous recombination
Cellular component (GO): Smc5-Smc6 complex
Molecular function (GO): ATP binding; ATP hydrolysis activity
Source: RefSeq, a predicted model, not a curated record
UAUCAAUUUGAAAUUGAAAUGAUUCACAUUAUUUUAUAAAACAGUAUGACUUUGUAGGCUCUUGUUGUGCAAUUGUAUGUUGUGAUAUAAUUAUGUCUAGAAUAAUAAAUAAAGGAAGUUUCAAACCCGGUAGUAUAUAUAGAAUAGCGCUAGAAAACUUUGUAACCUAUAAAGAGGUGGAAUUUUAUCCAGGCAAAUCAUUGAAUUUAAUAAUCGGACCCAACGGAACUGGGAAAUCAACAUUUGUUUGUGCUAUAAUACUAGGCCUCUGUGGAAAUCCUAGGGCUAUUGGUAGAUCGAAAAACUUGGAAGGUUUUGUCAGACAGGGGUGUGAGAGAGGAUCUAUAGAGAUAGAGUUAUAUAAUAAACCUGGUGAGAGGAAUAUCAUUAUAAAAAGGACACUGGAUGCAAAGAAAUGUUCAUCAAUAUGGAGCUUGGAUUACAAAACUGUAACGGAGAAAAGAGUUCAAGAAAUUGUUAAAUCACUUAAUAUUCAGGUCGAAAAUCUCUGUCAAUUGCUACCACAGGAUAAAGUCCACGAUUUUUCUAAGUUGAAUCCCAAAGAACUAUUGCAUAGUACAUUGACAGCUAUCGGGGACUUUGAUAGUAUUAAAGAUUGGGACAAAUUGAUCAAGAUGCAAAAUGAUCAGAAGGAAUUGACCUCGACUCUCAAAAAUGGCGAAACAAAACUACAAGAGGAAAAGAGAAAAAACCAAGGAUUAAAAGAAGUGAUCGAUGCUAUGAAUCAGAGGAAAGCUAUAAAGAGGGAAAUAAAGAUUUGUGAGAAGAAACUGUUGUGGGCCGAGUACAAGGAGCUGUAUGAUGCUGUGGAGGAGAUCAAGAGGCAGCAGGUCGAGGCCAAGAGAGUGGUUGAGGAGAAUAAUAAUGUCAUUGAACCUAUGAAACGUGAACUGGAUGCGAUGAAGCAGCGUAUCGGUGUGUUGGAGAGCGGGAAGCGACGGAGUAUUGAAAAAAUUCGUGAUCUCAAAGCUAAACUGCAAGAGACGAUAUCGACUUUUGAAAUACACGAAUCGAAGCUGAACGGAAUAGACAGAAAGUUUCAAGAGAAAUAUGACGCGCAAAGGAAUAUAGAAAGAGAAUUGACGGAGGCUAGGAUCGAAGAGGAAAAACUACAAUCGGAUAAGAGGGAGCUGGAAGAGAAGGGUGGGAACGAACAGAGCUUGAUAUUGGAAUUACAAAAAUUUGAGAAAGAAAGGGCUAUAAUAAAUGCAACGCUUGAAACAUAUAGGAAUAGCAGAGGGCGCCAGUUUUAUCCGUUGGACAACGAAAUGAGAUCGCUCACACAUAAGAUAAAGAGUUUGGAAAACGUUGAAAGGGGCCGUCUCGACAAACUGAAGACUAAACAUAGAGAUACAUAUAAAGCGUGGGUCUGGCUGAAAGAGAAUAUGCACGAGUUCAAACACCCUGUAUAUGGACCGAUGAUGCUUAACAUUAACUUCAAAGAACCAAAAUUCGCACGUUAUUUAGAAUCCACGGUGCCGGUGAGGGAUUUGAAGGCUUUUACGUUUGAAUCCAAAGAGGACAUGAACAAGUUCAAUAAGAUAGUUCGAGAGGAGUUAAAAUUAAGACAAGUGAAUGCUGUACACAGUGAAGGAGGAGAUUUUGACAUACGGCCCAUAGAUAUAAGAAACUUGAGUUACUUGGGAUUCUACACGUGUAUCCUGGACACGAUCUCAGCUCCAGCCGCCAUCUUGCGCUACCUGUGUUCUGUGUAUCGUGUUCAUGAUAUACCGAUUGGGAACAACCAUACAUUUGACAACGUCGAAAGAGUUCCAGACAAGAUUAGGUUUUACUUCACAGAAAAGCAUAGAAUUAGUGCGCGAGUGUCGUACUACAAGGUGCGGUCGACUACGACCAUAGAAAUAAGAAACGCGGAUCUGUUAGCGGACAGUGUUGAUUAUGAAUAUGUUAACGCUUUGAAAUCUCGGUUAUCUGAGGUACAAAAAGAGAAGACAAAUUUGGAGAGUCAAUACGAAACGAGACUGAAUGUAGAAGGAGAUAAACUGAAAGAAAUAGUUGGAAAAACAAAGGAGAAGACUGACUCGUUAGAGAAGAUUAAAUCCAUAAAUCUAAAAAUACACUUCCAAAAGCAAAAAGUUCUUGCAUUAGAACGCGAACCGGCCAUAAACAUAGAGGCGGAAAAGAGGAAGUGCAAAGAAGAUAAACAAGAGUGCGUCCACAAACAGUGCGCAGCGCAGAAGGAGAUGUACAACAUAUUACAACACAUACACGAGGAGACAGUCAACAUGGAGAAGAAUACGAUUCACUUAUCUGUACAUAGAAACGAAUUCGUUCAAAAGGAAGCCCAAUAUAGAAGAUUAACAAGCGAGUUCGAGGCGGCCAAGACGAUACUAGAAAACGUAAACAACGAUAUGAAAAGAGCGAGAACGAGAGCGAAGGAGAAGCUGGAACAGGCGAAGUCCAGCUGCGGAGACAAGAUGAUCAACGCGGACGACUUCCCGUACGCGGACGAGUUCAACGACCUGCCCUCGGACAGAGAACAGCUGCAAAUGUACAGGAGCGAGAGAAUGGCCAAAGUAUCGCUCAUGGACAAGGGUGACAACCAGGUACUAAAAGAAUAUGAGGAUAGAGAAAGAGAGAUAAGGAAUCUUGAAAAGAAAUUGAGUUCGUCGACCGACACCAAGAAAAUGAUAAGAGAUGAAAUUAAAACGAUAACAUCAAGAUGGCUGCCACCGCUGGAAAAUCUAGUGAGCGAGAUCAGAGAGAAUUUCUCAUCCAUGUUCCAGAAGUUGGGGUGUGUUGGUGACGUCAUACUGUACAAGGGAGCCAAUGAUGAGGAGUUCUCGUGUUACGGGCUACACAUCAUGGUGCAGUUCCGUGUUGGUGAGCGUCUGCGACAGUUGACUAGAGACACACAGUCGGGCGGGGAGAGGGCGUUGUCUACGGCCCUAUACCUCCUUGCUCUACAGGCAAGGGUCGCUGUACCCUUCAGAUGUGUGGAUGAAAUCAACCAAGGAAUGGAUGCAAAGAAUGAAAGGGACAUGUUACAGUUACUGAUCAAGGCGACCACUGAAUCCGAUUCCCAGUACUUCCUCCUCACACCAAAGCUGCUGCUAGAUCUGGACUACAAUGAGAAGACAACCAUACAUACAGUGAUGAACGGCUGUCAUAUAAUGAAUUACAAGAAAUGGAAUAUGAGUGAAUUCCUUCAGAACGCUAACAAAAUCAACCAAAUAUGACCAUUGAUAUGUUAUUUGAUUAUAAGUGAAUUGCUUUGUGUAUUCGACUAUUGAUAUUACAUGUAUAAACAUCAUGACAGUACAAUUUCUAUAUUAAGUGUAUUUAUUUUAUGGGAAUGUCAUAAAAAUUAAGCGUAUUUUCGAAACAUUUUACUUAAUGAACAUAAUAUCACAAAAAUAUAUAUAUAGUAAUAUAAAAUAUAAAUACUUGUUAAAUAUUCUAGCUCUUAAAGGGAACAAUAAGGAAAACAAGCUUUACAUGUUAAUUUUAUUGUCUAUAAGAAAUGUUUUAGCUUUAACGGACAAGUUAAAAUGACAGAUUAUAACUUUCCCAUAUUGUAUACAGUUUUUGAACUGAUAGUUAAAUUAAUUGAAACAGAUGAGAUUUUCUUUUUAACUAAUUCAUGAAUAUAGACGAUUAACUAUUCUCUAUUAGUGAUUUGUCUGUGAAUAUGUCUGUAAAUAUAAACAUAAUAAUAACAAUUUUAAAGUCACACGAAUGUGAUUAUUUUUUCCACUGUAUAGUAUAACAACUCAAUAUUCCGAUCAAUGUGAUUGAUUGAAAUUUGGACUAUUUAUUACAUUUUCCUCUUAUAUUGUUUCAAGUACUUUGCGCUCAUAAGAGCAAGAGUAAUUUUUCCGAGCAAAAAUAUUUUUUCAACAAUAUUUACUUAUAAAAAAAUAUUUGUUUUUAUAUAUAUAUAAGUCAUCUUAAAUUUGUGGUAUCGAGACCAUCGUGAACGUUGGUAGUAUGUGAUGUAGUAUUCUUUAUGAAUUUACUCUAAAAUUGUGUUACUUUUCAAUAUAGUUAUUUUCUUCAGCUUUCCUCUCAGAUCUACAGAUCCUACCGUCAUUCCGACUACGUUUUAAAUGCUUGUGAGAUUGUGACGUGCCUUAUUAUCUUGUACAAUUGUAUAUACAUUUACAUUGGUUUAUUUUUUUUACAACGCAAGUGUUUUUAUUAAAAGAAAAAUUAAUUAAAA